CACUGUCAUGUCAUCACUAGACUGUCACCCAGUGCCCGUACAAAAUAACUAGGCAAUGUACACUGCCAUGCACAAAUACAAGAUUCACAGGUCUUGAAAUGCGGUGAUAGUCUCCAAACCUCAUUCAGUUUAUUUUAAUCAAAAACAUUGUUAUUUCUUCCGGAUUAAAAAAUUCGCACAAACUCUCUUUUGGAUUCACAUUGUACGGGCAUACAAAUUCACUGACAGAUCAAAAUUUAUUCAUAUAUUAGCUUUAUUUAGCUAACCGGACUCAUACUCUUGUUCACGCAAGAGAGUCUACGUUAAAAAUCGUUGUACAGUUAUUUUUUAUUAAAUCUAUUUUAUCGUUACAAUGGCUGCGAAGCCAGAUAUUGAAGAAUUAGAGAAGACGAUGUCGGAAUUGACGGUUUUGUCGUUCCGGAAACCUGACGAAGUGAGAAAACUCACUAGACACUUUCGAAAUGUGAUUAAUCACCCUUUGACGCACGAGAAACCUGCAUUACUUACUUAUUUGAAGAAUCUUUACGAAACCCACAAGCAAAUCAUCGUCCAGAAACGAGAAGGUGUUGAAGUCGAGUACAUAUUUACUACGGAGAAAAAGAACAGCGUUCAAAGACAACGUUUCAACAGUCUUCCAGUCAGCGAAGUACCGGAAUUGCUGAAAGCCGAGUUGGUAAUGAGUGAUGAGGCGCAACAGGUGCAUAUUUGCACUGAUUGCAAUGUUGAAAUCCCCCUGAACGACGAAGAACCAUUAAUGGAGUCGUUGCAAAAGCAUUUCAAUCUGGAAAUUCAUCAACCAAAACCGAAAUUGAAGAGAGAAAGCAUUGACGUCGCUGAACCCGUCAUCUUGCCUAACAUGUCUCGAAGGUUAUCCGCAAUGGAGUGUGGAGAAACCCCAGCGCAGAAUUUAGAACAAAUCCUCCAACUUGUUAAACCUAUGGAGAAGUUAGAUAGAACGUUUUUAGCUAAACUUGAGGCAUCUUUGAUCAGGCAUUUGCCUGAUAACUCUGAAGCCAGUAUUGAUGCUGCCGUGAAAUUUUACCAAGCGACCUACGAUAAACUUUGCCAGGAUAUAUCCUCUAUGGAUUUCUCAAUGCAAACAAGCUCAGUGGCUCCUAUAAUAAUGAGUAUUAAGGAUAAUGUGAACCAAAACUUCGCUACUGACACGAAUAAGAACUACGACAAUGAAGAAAAUGAGCAAUUAGACAAACCGACGAAGAAUCAACUUAAGAAGUACCGUUAUUAUGGGCCGAUUGAGAAUUAUAUUGUUAAACUGCUUGUGAAUCACAAGUUGUUGUCGUUAGUAGACGAUCGUACUGGUAAACUUGCAUUCUUUUGCAUGGCUUGCGAGUAUUAUACUUUACGAUUCCGCUACGACAGCGUCCUAAACCAUGUUUUCAGCGAGACACACAUUAACAAUUUAUCCUGUAUCUUGCGAGCGGACAAGCACAUUCCAUUUACAAUGGAAGACCCAUCGAUGGAUAAAAUAAAACAGAUGAACCAAAAAUUCCUUCACAGUCACAGCGUUACUGAAGACGCUAAUGGUUUCAAUUGCGGCCUCUGUAGACAGUCCGUGGAAUCACUUGAAGCCGUAAUCUUGCAUAUUCUUGACGAAAAUCACCUUGGAAAGCUAUCCGACAAGGUGUAUCGAAAAAUGAAAGCCAAUAACCCUGACGGGGCAGUCCCAGAAGAAUGGGGCCCAAAAAGUCUUGACUGGACGAAGUUCUUGGCCAGUGUCGGCAAACCGCUGAACAACCGUGACCAUGUGGUCAUUGAGAACUUUAUCAAACCUUCUGGAAAGAUUGCCAACUACUGCUCUUGUUGUGACAUGACUUUAAAGGGUCCAAGACAAGUGUUAUUCAACCAUAUUCGCCAAAAAAAGCAUUUGCGUAACGCAGCGCCUUUUAAAUUGGCCUUAUUGUACAAGAAUCAUUGCCGCCCAUCGGAAUACUAUGCCAGUUUCGGAAAUUAUUAUGUCUGCGCUGUCUGCCCUAAGUUUACUGCUGUACCUUCCUUUGCUGCAAUUGUAGAACAUACCGAAAGCACUGUUCAUAUCGAAACAAUUGCUAAAAUGGUCCGCUCAGCCUUAUACGAUCAGAAUGUCGACGCAGAGAUCUUGGAAAACAACAAAAUCACCUCAAACGAGUCAAUUAAGUGUGAACUGUGCGAUGUGACAUUCCAAGAUAUGAACGAUGCCAUAUCCCAUAUUCUGUCGAACAUUCAACAUCAAAAUCUUGUUGUUGAAUCGCAAAUUCAGGCUAAUAAAAGAGAUAUUAUCAGCGUUUAUAUGCAAGGGAAUUACAUACUUCACGACGAAGGGUCGACCUUCAAUUGCACUGUUUGCAAGGGUAUCUUCAAUUCCAUACGUUCUUUGUUAAUGCAUUUGGUUUACGCUGACCAUUUUGUCCAGAAACCAUCGACCGAGAACGUAUUUCGGUUCUACUUGGAACUAAAACAUAACAUCAAUAUGUUGGGGAGGAAUAAAUACCAUUAUUAUGAUUUCGGAAAGUUGAAAUGUGGCGUUUGUGACGCCGACGUAGAAGAAACAGAAAAUGCUAAGAAACAUGUAGUCUCGAUGCGUCAUAGGGAAAAUAUGGGGGCCAGUUAUGUGAAUGUGACGGAUGUGACUGCCAUGGAGUGAAAGGGAUUGACCGACUGUGUUAUCUGCUGCCUGUUAAAUGUAAUAAUCGUCGAGGUGAACAAUUGUAACGGUCGUCGUUCGUUUUAGAUACAAUCAAAUUUUAAUAAAUGAAAU
This is a messenger RNA of Hyposmocoma kahamanoa, 2755 nucleotides long. RefSeq lists its product as uncharacterized. The transcript is spliced from 3 exons. Bases 353 to 2641 code for a protein of 762 amino acids. NCBI's taxonomy places the organism in Eukaryota, Metazoa, Arthropoda, Insecta, Lepidoptera, Cosmopterigidae. The record is from RefSeq and is a predicted model, not a curated record.